CACACACACACAUAUACACCAGCCAGCCACCAGCCUGCAGCCUGCACGGUGUGAAGAGUGCGACUUGCAGAAGGCUCGCAUUGUUUAGCAGGUGUCGAGUCGUCGGAGUUUCCACGGUUGCUGUUUAUUUUCAUGUCGCUGUGUAAAUGCCAGCGAUUUCUUCAAUGAUGGUUGAGAUAGGGAGACUGUUUGACGCAGUCGGCGUUCUUCUCCAUGUGCCAGUGUUUUCUUCCUAAUACGAUACACACCCAAGGUUUUCCUCCCCAGUUCAGUCGAGACAUGCUCGUUUUUGAGACCGGCGCUUCCUAAUGAUUACUUAAAGAGGAGUAAGGAGGAAGAAUGAAAAUGCUUCGCUUUCGCAGUUCCAGCAUCAAGUCGUUAAGUCAAGAUAUCAAAUGUACAAUCAGACACCUGGAUGACACUGAGCUACCUUGUAUUAUCCAGAAGGAUGCAAAAGGACAAUUCCUCAUUGAUUAUAUCUGCAAACACUUCAACUUGUUGGAGAAGGAUUACUUUGGCAUUAGAUAUGUUGAUCCAGAGAAGCAAAGGCAUUGGCUAGAACCCAACAAGACAAUUGUAAAGCAAAUGAAAUCUCAGCCUCCCUACACCAUGUGCUUCAGAGUGAAAUUUUAUCCUGCAGAACCAAUGAAGGUCAAAGAAGAACUCACCAGGUAUUUACUGUAUCUUCAAAUUAAAAGGGAUAUAUUUCAUGGACGCCUGCUUUGCUCCUUGUCAGAUGCGGCUUUCUUAGGUGCAUAUAUUUUACAAGCUGAAUUGGGUGAUUAUGAGCCCAAUGAACACCCAGACGGUUAUGUUAGCGAAAUCAAAUUGUUUCCUAAACAAACACAGAAGCUGGAAAGAAAAAUGGCAGAGAUUCAUAAAAAUGAACUAAGAGGACAGAGUGCGGCUGUUGCUGAACUGAACCUCCUGCAAAAGGCUCACACAUUAGAAACCUAUGGCGUGGAUCCACAUCCCUGCAAGCCAGUGUAUUCGUGCAAACAGGCCGCCGUAACUUCUCCAGAAGUGCGGCGGAGAGGGAGCAGCUUCGAGGAAAUUCCCAGCCAAUUUUUCCAGAACUCUGAUUCCUCAGGAGCAACAGCUUUCAUAGGGUUCACUGCCACAGGUUUUGUCGUGUUCCAAGGGAAUAAACGGAUCCACCUCAUAAAAUGGCCUGAUGUCAGCAAAUUGAAAUUCAGUGGGAAGACGUUCUGUGUUCAUGGUCUUCAGAAAGAAAAGAAGAUUGUGCUGACAUACCAUACCUCAACACCAGAUGCUUGUAAACAUCUUUGGAAAUGCGGUGUGGAGAACCAAGCAUUUUAUAAGUAUGCAAAAUCCAGUCAAAUUAAGACGGUCUCCAGCAGCAACAUAUUUUUCAAAGGCAGGAGAUUUCACUUCAGUGGAAGAGUUGCCAAAGAGGUUUUAGAAGCAAGUACCAAAAUUCAGCGCACCCCUCCUGAAGUUCACAGGUUUACACUUGCUCAGAGCCGCAGUUGCUGUUCUCUGUCCAAGCAUCUGAUAACAAAUGUGGAAACCGUGGAGUCGUGCCUCCCAUCCCCCACUGAGUCUGAGGAGCACCCCACUAUGGACGAUGGAGAACUGUUAAAAUUAAAUGAUGAAUCAACACCAGAUGAGGAAGAGGUAAAAGAGUUGCAUAAUAAGUUAAUAGAAAUGGAAGAAUCAGGAUGUGAAAACCAAGAGGAAAAGAAUGAAGAUUGUCCAACUAUAUCUGAGUUAGUGUACAAUCCAAGUACCAGCGUCCUGCCUACACCUGUGGAAGAUGGUGGGAUGGAUUUGCUUUUCAAUAGUCAUUCAAUUGGGAAUCAGAAGGAUAAUGAAGGCUCAUACAAUGAGUUAGAUGCAACUGAAACUACACCGCUGAUUGGUGAUGAGGAGGAGCUGAAGGAGGUGAAGUGGGUAUUUUCUAGGAGUUUUGAAUUGUUGACAAGCAACAGACAUCUGAAUAUGUUGUCAAAGAGCUUUGUGAAACUGCUUCUGGUGGGACUGGGAUUGCUGCUGUUUGCUUUCCCACUUCUAUUGGUUUUGCUGGAAUCUGACAUUGAUGCUUCUUUUCUGAGGGAAAUCCGGCAAACGCCUGAGUUUGAGCAGUUUCACAAUGAAUACUUCUGUCCACUUAGACAGUGGCUGACAUGUAAAAUACACUAUGUUCUUGACAAGCUAGGCAGCUCCUGAGGCUGUAUCAGUGUGCAGUGGACUAACAGUAACAACAACUUCUCUGAGCAAAACUUAUUUCGGCUGUUUUUACAGUUUUUAUGUUUUGUACCUUUUUAAUGUGGUUUAAAAGUAUUUCAGGAAAUUUUAUUCAGUUUUUAUUUAAAGUGAAACAUGCUCAUGAAAUUAUUGAAUUUAACAUCCAAAGUAAUAGGUGUGGCAUGAAAGAAAUAUUUUAAAUUAAUGGAAAGUUUUAUCCGGUGUUCAAGAGUAUUGUAUUCUUGAGUGAGUGCACAACAUUUUGUCUCCAUUCAUCCCCCGGUGACAUUGAGAUUCAAAAGACUCUACAGACAUGAAAAAUUGUUUUGUUAAAUUGAUCUUGUGUAUUUUCAAAAUUGUAUUUGCUGCAAAAGGCAUUGUUUUGGGGGUUGGUAGUUUGGUAUUUACACAUACUGCAGUGAUGUCAAUAUUCAGUUUAUUAGAAAUUAUCAGUUAAGUCUAUAAUAACUAGUACCAGGUUCAUUGGGGAUGAAUAUUUUUGGAGAUUUUUUUGCUUGUCCACUGUAGUUUGGAGGGAAAAGUGGCAGAAGUCUUAGAAAGUUAUUGGAAAUUGCAUUUAAACUAUGCAAAUGCAACUGUUAUAACUAAAUUCUCCAACCAACUGAAAGGUUUUCAGGUAGAGGAGACUUGAAAUGAUGUAAAUAAAAGUAGGAGCUUUCUCUUACUUUUUACUUACUGUUUUGAAAGUAGGGAAAAGGGAAGUUAAUGAAAGGUGAUGUUGUCACUUUUGGUCUAGAUUCAUAAAAUUGUCGUGUUGCGAUGAUCUGAGGUAAGGAAUCAAAAGACAUUGGAUAACUGCCUAAAUGCUUUCAUUUUUGGCGGUUCUAUAUGCUUAUUCACAUGAAGCAAACUGAAAUUUAUCAAUAUAAGAGACUUUUAACUGUGAUAUUGAAUUAUACCUUGUCAAGUAACUACUCAUUUACAAUAAUGUUGUCAAUAUUCAAAAUUUUAUAUUUUUCUUCGUAAAAACAUAAGAUGGUUCAUGGGAAAAAUCAUUAGAAUUAAUUUUCUGUUUUUAUGUACAGGCUCGUGUUUAAGGAAUUCAAUCACAAAUAAUGAAUUUUGGACAUAGAUACUUUUCAGUGGAGCAGAUACAUAGGAUGACAAAGUUAGUAUUUGCAGUCAACAAGUGACAAUUGCAAGUUAGAAAGUCAAAGAGUUAUGUUGAGAAUAAUAUAAAAUAUAGAUAGUACAAUACUCAGACAUUCAAAUAACUGUUUCUCCAAUGUCCAUCGAAAAAUCACUUUGCCUCUUGAUUGUGCACUCUUGAUCAGUUGACUGCCACCAGUAAAUACAAUCAGGAACUAUCACGUAGCCAUUGAGGUAAUUUCAAGAGAUUUCAAGAGUGUAUACUGGUCAUAUGUGCCAACAACAUUGACAUUUGAACAGAGAUGUUUUUGGUCAAUAUGCUUAAUUGAACUUUGGGAAUACUGCAUGUUUGAGAAGCACAAUAGUAUGAUUUUUUUAAAUUGGUGCAGCACACAAUAUUUCUCCCCCAAUUUGACAUCUGAUGUAUGUGGGAAAAGCAGCAAAUGUAUUGGGAUAUUUCCCUUUCUAAACAUGAGGAAUCCUGUCCGUACCCUCAUGUGGUAUAAAAUGGAGCUGGUGUUUCUCCUCAUCCUGUUCCAACAUUUUGCUUUUCUUGGGGGUCUAUAACAGUUACCACAUGUGCACUGAUUUUAGGAAAUGAGACAUUUAUGCACAAGAGUUGUAAUGUGUGAGGAUGAGAAAAAUAAGCUGCCCAUCAAUAUUUAAUGGUGCCUUCUGAUUCAAAUGGUUAGAAUUGUGGAUUUAAUCUAAACCUUUGAAACUUACAUAUUUCAUUUUCUAACUUAAACAUGGGAUAAUCAGAAGAUAAAUCUUAAAAAUGGGAAUUAUUUGUUUUUGAAAUAUAAAACAAUAAACACAUCUCAAGGUGCUUCAUUGGAGCAUUGUUAUGCAAAGUAUUAUAUUGAGCAACAUAAAAAAAGAAAGGACAGAUGAACAACUGCCAAAUUAAUGAGAUAGGUUUUACAAAACAACUUUAAAAAUAGGAGAUAAGUUGAGAGGUGGAGAAUUAAAUGAAGAAAAUUCCAGAGCUCAAGGCUCCUCCCCUCCACUAACAAGCAGUUUGACCCUGAAGUCACCCUGAUUAUAAACAACAAAAUUGCCCUCGAUAAGAUCAAUACAGGAGCAAAAUGCAAUGUCCUGUCCUUAUCUGAAUUUAAACGGAUACGUAAUGCUGAGCAUGUUGAAAAAAAUACGUCCACGUUACGGGCCUAUGGGGGUGAGGUUCUGUACCGAAUUGGAGAAACUGAAUUGAACUGCAUCGUAGACUCCCAGUGUCACCCACUCAAGUUUUUUAUUGUCCAAGGGGAAUCUGCAACUCUGCUUGGCAUCAACACAUGCCACGAUCAAGGCCUAGUCUCCUUUGGGCCUGCUGUCCAUCAAGUCUCUCACACUGAGGGCUCCACUCAGCAGAUACUCUCACAAUAUAAAGAAUUGUUUGACAACGAGCUUGGAAUGCUCCCCCUCAAAUACAAUAUUGCCGUGGAUCCAAAUAUCACUCCUGUGGUCUGAGCUCCACACCAUAUUCUGCAUGCCAUGCGCGACAGAGUACACAAUGAGCUCCAGCGGAUGGUGUCCUGGGUGUCAUAGCUACGGUUACUGACCCAUCUGACUGGGUUUCCACCAUGUUGGUUGCAACGAAGAAAAACAAGGAAGAAAUCCGAAUCGACAUCAACCCCAGAGACGUAAACACAGCAAUCAAACGCCCACACUACCCAAUGCGAAUGGUAGAGGAUGUUGCUGCUCAGAUAGGCAGUGCAUCUGUGUUCUCCGUUCUUGAUGCCAAAAGCAUGUAAUGGCAGAUCCCACUUCUGACACCAUGUAACAAAGCCAGUCAUACGCACGUCAGGGUACAACUCAUUUAUUAACGUCUACUCACAGUAUACUUCAGCAUGGUGUUACAGCAAGCUUAGCAACUACUCAGACUAAUUACAUGAACUGAUUUCUGAUAAUAUAAACUGCAUAGUAGGCGGAGCUCUACUAACAAGCACUACAAUUGGUUAGUAAGAAAUAACCAAUCCACAAGGCUUAAGUGCUUAAAGGCAUGCCUUGGUGGAGCAAAAGGAACAGGAGGAGCAGACAGCCUGUAGGUUUGCAGAAGGCUUGGGAGAUAAGGAACGGUAGGACAAUUAUGGAAUCUGAACAUCAGCAUGAACUGCAGUAAUAAAAGCUAGUCAGUGAGCACAGUGUAACCGAUAAAAGAGACCUGAUGUAAGUGAGGAUUUAGGGAGUUGGAAGAUGAGAAGUUGCCCUUGGGAACUGAGAGUUUUUACAAGCUAACUAACAUAGCUUCUCUGGUAUAUUUAAAAUAUUAUAAAAAUGCACUCAUUUGUUUCCUUGCACCUUUAGCUGAUAUGCAGUAAUUAUUUUAUGACCAUUAUUUUAUUACUUCACAUACAGUUUCAACAUUCUUUAAGAGAUAAGAAAGGCAGGAUCUUCACAUUGAUUGAUGGGCUCCUGGGAAUGCUGUAGAGCAGAGGGAUCCAGGAGUACAGUUACAUAGUUCCCUGAUAGUGGUGUCACAAGUAGAUUGUGUGGUAAAGGCUUUUGGUACAUUGGCCUUCAUCAGUCAGGGUAUUGAAUAUAGAAGUUGAGACAUUAUAUUAUAGUUGGACCAGACAUUAGUGAGGCCCCAUUUGGAGCAUUGUGCUCCGUUUUAGUCAUCCUGCUAUAGGAAGGAUAUCAUUAAUAUAGGAUGGGUGUAGAGAAGGUUUAUGAGGAUGUUGCCAGGACUUGAGCAUCUGAGCUACAGGGAAAGGUUGGGCAGGUUAGGACUUUAUUCCUUGGAGCUGAGGGGUGACCUUGUCUCUAAGAUUAUGACGGGAUAGGGUGAAUCACAAGGUCUUUUACCCAGGGCAGGGGAAUCAACAACCAGAGGAUGUAGGUUUAAGGUGAGUGGGGCAAGAUUGAAUAGGAACCUGAGAACAACUUUUUCACUCAGAGGAUGGUGGGUAUAUGGAACGAGGUGGCAGGUGAGGCACUUGAGACAGGUACUAAAACAGCAUUUAAAAGACACCUGGACAUGUACAUGGAUAGGAAAGAUUUGGAGGGAUAUAGGCCAAAUGCGGGCAAAUGGAAGUCGUUUAGAUGGGAGAUCUUGGUCUGCAUGGGUGAAUUGGGCCAAAGGGCCUGUUUCUGUGUUGUACGACAGAGUCAAAAUACAAUGAAUAGCAAAUAGUAAGUGCUGAAAAGCAAGUAAAUAAUUAGGUCUAACAAAGUUGUUCAUAUCUAACAGAAUCUGUCCCUGUACUGGUCUGUAAAUUGAGUAAUUUAGUAUUUUUGUACAGACUACUUAAUGUUGGCUUAAAAUCUAUCUUAAUCAACAAACAAAAUAGAUUAAUAAACGAGGAAUGCAUUGGGCAAUUCAAAUUUCUCCUAAUUAAGUUUUACAGAAUAUAGAUAUUUUAAAAUCAGAAACCAAAACAAUUCUAAUCAAUAUGUGCAGUAUUUAUUGGUAACUCCAUUGAACUGUAAUUAAAACAAAGGCAACGGUAUAUUAAAAUACAGUUUAAAAAACACAGACUGAUCAGGAAUAAGAAAAAACAUCCCUUUAAAUUAUUAGCAGGAUCUUUAGAUCCAUCUUUAACUUUUUGAUCCUGAGCUAAUUGUGAGAAUUUUAGUAAUUGUAGGCUUUUCCAAUAUUUUUGCGGUGCAGCUUACUUUGGAAGUUUUGAUACUGAACUUGUUUCACCCAUAUGCCCUGCCAAGGGGAGAUGUUUUUUUAGCAUCAAGUCCCCCCAAAAGUAUUUUUCGUAGGUGAUGUGCUGACAUGUUCAGCAGAGAUGAUUGGGCUGACUAAGGACACCUCAUCAUAUACCAAUAUUAUUAUUGGUAAGUAAGGCAAGAACACUUAUGCUUUGAGUCACUGUUCCUGCUUGCGUUAAUGGACAUGUUUGCGAUUGAAGAGGAGCCAACUACAAAUGGAAUUCCCAUAUAUGCAAUGCAAAACUGGGACCACAAUGUCAUCCUUUCUGAAGUGCUCCCAACAAAAUUAUGAGAGAAUCAAAACAAAUGAUUAUAAAUGUAAAUAUAAUUACUUAUGAAAAAGGAGUUUCCUACCAUUUGGCCCUUUCUGCCUGCUCCAUCAGUCAUCAAGAUCAUGACUGAUUUUCUACAUCAUUUUCAUGCACUCCCCAUAUCUCUUGAUUCGCUUGAUUUCCAAAAAAAUAUUGAUCUCUGUUUUAACUAAACUCAAUGAAUGGCCCUCCGCAUGCCUUUGGGAGAGAGAAUUCCAAAGAUUUCGUCUCUACUGCAGGAAAAAUUCCAUCAGUUUCAAAUAACUUACCUCUUAUUCUAAGACUCUGACUGCUGCUUCUAAACUUAUCAGACAAGGACCGUAUUCUCUUUGCAUCCAACCUAAUUUCAAUGAGGUUUCUUCUCUUAAUCUAAAUGCUGGAGCAGGGGUUUCAGACUGUUUUUCAGUUGACCUGCUUUAAUCGAAUGGUUCGCUCACACAAUCCAAUAAUAACAAAUUUUCUGAUCUGCAAAUCAAUUAUUCUUUAAAGAAGUGGAGAUGGUGAUCCAUUUGUUAAGCAUCUUAUGACAGAACCAGAGAUCUAGGCAUCUCUUUGAAAGCCGACAUUCAAGAGAAUAUAAGCCUAGUCUAUUCACUCUUUUUACUAUUCACACUCAGAAAGCAAACCCACCACUAGCAGAAACACUCUAGUAAAUCUUGGCUGACCUCUCUGUGAAAAUGUAAUCCUAUUUUAGGGUAAGGAGACCAAAAUGGUACAAAAUCCUGCGACUCGGAGUGUAACUUUGAAUGGCAUGUUGGCCUUCAUAACAGGAGGAGUUGAGUAUAGGAGCAAAGAGGCCCUUCUGCAGUUGUACAGGGCCCUAGUGAGACCACACCUGGAGUAUUGU
Messenger RNA from Amblyraja radiata (thorny skate), 8139 nucleotides. It is a transcript of the gene frmd3, whose product is annotated as FERM domain containing 3. Gene Ontology annotation, biological process: actomyosin structure organization. The transcript has 15 exons. The record is from RefSeq and is a predicted model, not a curated record. Gene Ontology annotation, molecular function: cytoskeletal protein binding. Bases 340 to 2190 code for a protein of 616 amino acids. Gene Ontology annotation, cellular component: cytoskeleton. NCBI's taxonomy places the organism in Eukaryota, Metazoa, Chordata, Chondrichthyes, Rajiformes, Rajidae.